AUGCUUCUGGUUGGCUGCUGCCUGCUGGGACUGGCCAAGUGUCUACCGAGCAGUUCCUGUGUGAUAGGCAUUGGCCCGGGUGCUGGAGGUAGAAAAUUGAACUCAGCCUUUCCAGAGGAGGAGGGAAAAAUGACCAAAUUCCAGGAGGAGGUGACAUUCCAGGAUGUAGCUGUGGUCUUCUCAGAGGAGGAACUGGGGCUGCUGGAGCCCGCCCAGCGGAAACUGUACUGGGAUGUGAUGCUAGAGAACUUCUGGAACCUGCUAUCCCUUGGGCAUCAGUCCUUCACACCAGAUGAGCUGUCCCAGUGGGGGAGAGAAGAAAAGCGCUGGGUGCUGAGGACAGUCACCCACAGCAUCAGCAGCUUGGUUCCUUCAGGAGACAAGAAUCUGAAAGAGCUGGAGGCUCUACAGGAAGCGACAUCAAAGUCCCUGCCCCGUGGAGAACUUUCCUGCUCACAGAUCUGGCUCCAGGUUGCAAAGGAAUUAGCCAAAUGUCAGGAAUCUGUAGUACAUGUUCACAUGGGCGCCUCUCGGUUGGAAAAGCAGGGUGGUGCCCUUUCGGAAAAUGGGGGACAUGGCAAAGGCUUCCUUCCGAAUAUCUAUCUGCAGGUGCACCACAGAGUCCACUGUGCAGAGAGACCCUUCAUGGGGGAGGACGGUCCAAUUCCCAGCGCGCCUCACCAAGAGAACCAGCUACCCCUGGUGGGCGAGAAGCCCUAUAUGUGUGAGAAAUGCACCAGCUCCUUCCGUCGGCUGUCAAGUCUUCAAGCCCAUCACAGAACCCACAGCAGGGAGAAGUCACCCAGAGGCGACACGUCGUGCCAGGCCGUCUCUCAGCGGUGCCCACCUCCUCGCCAGCGCAUCUCUCCUGAAGAGCACCCACACAGAUCCGCACAGUGUGGGAGGAACGUGGAGGGGAGCUCGCCCGGCCCUGUGAAACCCCCUGGGGGUCAGGAGUGUGGGCUCGGUCAGGGUGCACCCCUGCGGCCCCGCCGGGGCAGCAGCAAACCGUACCACUGUGAUGAGUGCGGCAAGGGCUUCAGCUGGCUCUCGCGACUGCAGGCACACCAGCGCACCCACACAGGUGAGAAGCCCUACAAGUGCCAGGUGUGCGGCAAGGGCUUCAGCUACAGCUCCCACCUCAACAUCCACUGCCGCGUCCACACUGGGGAGAAGCCCUACAAGUGUGAGGAGUGCGGCCGGGGCUUCAGUGUGGGCUCCCACCUGCAGGCACACCAGACAAGCCACACGGGUGAGAAGCCUUACAAGUGCGCCGAGUGCGGCAAGGGCUUCUGCCGGGCCUCCAACCUCCUGGACCACCAGCGGGGCCACACGGGCGAGAAGCCCUAUCAGUGCGACGCGUGCGGGAAGGGCUUCAGCCGGAGCUCGGAUUUCCACAUCCACUGCCGCGUGCACACGGGUGAAAAGCCCUACAAGUGCCAGGAGUGCGGGAAGGGCUUCAGCCAGGCGUCCAACCUGCUGGCCCACCAGCGGGGCCACACAGGCGAGAAGCCCUACAAGUGCGGCACGUGUGGGAAGGGCUUCAGCCGGAGCUCGGAUCUGAACGUCCACUGCCGGAUCCACACCGGGGAGAAGCCCUACCGGUGUGAGAAGUGCGGGAAGGCCUUCAGCCAGUUCUCCAGCCUCCAGGUGCACCAGCGGGUCCACACGGGUGAGAAGCCGUACCAGUGCGCCGAGUGCGGCAAGGGCUUCAGCGUGGGCUCACAGCUCCAAGCCCACCAGCGGUGCCACACAGGCGAGAAGCCGUACCAGUGCGAGGAGUGCGGGAAGGGCUUCUGCCGAGCCUCCAAUUUCCUGGCCCACCGCGGCGUGCACACAGGCGAGAAACCCUACCGCUGUGAGGUGUGCAGCAAGCGCUUCAGGCAGAGGUCCUACCUGCAGGCGCACCAGAGGGUCCACACAGGGGAGAAGCCGUAUAAGUGCGAGGAGUGCGGCAAGGGCUUCAGUUGGAGCUCGUACCUGCAGGCCCAUCAGCGCGUCCACACGGGGGAGAAGCCCUACAAGUGCGCUGAGUGCGGCAAGGGCUUCAGUUGGAGCUCGAGCCUCAUCAUCCAUCAGCGCGUCCAUGCCGAUGACGAGGGCAGCAGAGUCGCAGCCCCCUCAGAGAAUGCCUCUCGGCGGGAAGCGCAGUGAGAUGCUUUCCAUUCCUCAA
Molecule: messenger RNA, 2173 nt
Organism: Sorex fumeus (smoky shrew)
Lineage: Eukaryota; Metazoa; Chordata; Mammalia; Eulipotyphla; Soricidae
Product: zinc finger protein 45-like
Exons: 5
Coding region: 1-2154 (717 amino acids)
Biological process (GO): regulation of transcription by RNA polymerase II
Molecular function (GO): RNA polymerase II cis-regulatory region sequence-specific DNA binding; DNA-binding transcription factor activity
Source: RefSeq, a predicted model, not a curated record